Messenger RNA from Colletotrichum gloeosporioides, 558 nucleotides. RefSeq lists its product as uncharacterized. Gene Ontology annotation, molecular function: mitochondrion autophagosome adaptor activity. The transcript has 2 exons. NCBI's taxonomy places the organism in Eukaryota, Fungi, Ascomycota, Sordariomycetes, Glomerellales, Glomerellaceae. Gene Ontology annotation, biological process: mitophagy. The record is from RefSeq and is a predicted model, not a curated record. The annotation marks the transcript as partial.
AUGCAACUAACGGGCCAACUCUAUCGCGACCUCCCUACAGUUCCGUCACCACCUGAGAGGAGCUACCCCGAGCUCGCAGCCAGGCCAUCGCCAUUAUCAACACCGACCCAGACAUACGUCGCACAGCCCAAAAUGGCCGCCAACGUGCCCAUCCAAAUCGCUGAGACGAUACAGACAGCGCACAUCAACCGUGCCCCGUCCCCAGAUCACGAUCUCAACCCCACCACAGCCGCUUCAGAGAAGGAGCCGGUGACAUUAGAACCCGUCUCGUCGCACGAUGAUCUCGACGAUGACGAGCUCGACGACGACAUCCCCUACAGUGUGCUGAACCCCAAGCCGCGGUCAGCAAAGCUUCCGCCCAUGCCCGACCUCCGAUUCGAGCAGAGCUACCUGCACAGCAUCUCCAAGGCGGACACCUGGGGAAGGGUAGCGUGGAUUACAGUGAGAGACCAGGUCAUGAUGCCUUUGGCGCAAGGAGUCAUCUACAACUUAUUCUUGAUCGGCUGGCACCAUUGGAACAAGAACGCACAGGUCCACGGCAGCUCCAUCGGCGCGAGG